AUGUCAACGUCGGGUAAGUGUAUAAUGUUUAAUUUAUUUUAUCCAUAAAAUUUGAUACAUUCAUCUUAUCUGAUUUUUUAUUUUUCAGAAACGACAAAUGGAGCUACUACUCCAGUAGCACCGACAGUUGAUGCUCCAUCUGAAUCAAGUAUUUCGGAAUCUCAGGUUUGUGUUACAUUAAUAUUAAUAAUGUAUAUAAAAAAAAAAAAAAAAAAUGAAACAAUGAAAAGAUAACUUUUUAAUAUAAAUGUUUCAAUAAAGAAGGGUACUACCUCUGAGAAUAAUGCUAAAAGACUGAAAAAGGAUUCCAAACAUAAUGCUCCGAUGCGUCAAUAUUUAGAUCAAACUGUGGUACCGGCAUUGUUAGUUGGCAUGAAGGAAUUGGUUAAGGAAAGGUAAUAAUUUAUAAUUUUUUUUACAUACCUAUUUUAUUUAUAAUAUAUUAUCAGAAUUAUUAUAAAGUUGUUUAUAUAUUAUAUACUGUUAAUAGUGUUUAUUAUUAAUUAUAAUAGCUAUGACCUGAUGAUAUGUUAACAAAUUUGUGUGCAAUAAUAAAAAUUCAUUAGUUAUUUAUAGGAAAACCUCUAAAUAUAAGAAACUAAAGAACAGGCUCCUAUGUGUAGUUUAACUUUUGACUUUAAGAAUUUUCAGCUUUUAUGCAGCUUUUGUACAAUAAUUAUAAUCUUAUUAUCAUAACUUUUCUCCACAUGGCCCAGUUUAUGUUGGGAGUUUUCAUAUUCCACGAUGGCAUAAAUGUUAUUAAUACUUAAUAAUUGUUAUAUUUGUUAAUAUGUUCAAUUUAUUAUCAAUGUAUAUUUCAGUCAAUUCUGUCCGAUCGCAUAGAAUACAUAACACGUCUGGUUGUGAAAUAAUAUUUUUCUAUUGGCUUUUUCGUAUAUAAAGAAUUAUUUUGUUUAUAUUUUAUAUAAAUAAUUUGUCAGAAAUAUAAAUACUGUUAAUCAGAAUAGACUACUUAAUAAUAGAAGAAAACAAUUUUGUUUUUAUUAACAAUUAUAUUUUAUAUUGGGUACAAUUAAAUAUUAUAAAUGAAGUAUGUAUAAAAACAACAAAUGUAUAAGCAAUAGUAAAAUUUUCAAAUAGUACUUGUAUUAAAAAUCCUUUAUUUAUCCUUUUAUUAUAAUACAAUUUAUUUGAAAACAUGAAACAUGAAACAUUUGAGACAUUUGCCUGCUCAUAUAAAAUUUAGAGGUGCGCCUGCUGAAAGGUUAAAUUAAGAAUAAUUGUUGAAUGUUUAGAUAAAAUUCUCUACUCAAAGGUUAUAUUUUAUUACUUUUACUCGUAAUUUAACUUAUCUUUAUUGUCCAGUCAUUGAAAUGUUAUCACAUUAAAGAAAAUAUUUUUCUGGUUUAUGUCAUUUGAAGUUGUCUUAUUCAUAUUUAGUUGUGUUUGUGCCUCCAAUAUACAAACUUAUAUUGUAGUAUGCAAUGGUGAGUAAAAGAAAAAAUUGAUGUUCUCAAAUUUAGUGCGUUCAAUACAAAUAUGAGAUAGUUUAACACUUUAUUUCUUUAUUUUUUUCCUCUUUGAAUACCAGACACGUCCAACUAGUGGACAAAAUUUUAGUGACCAAGGGUAUCCAGUAUUCAGGGGUUUCACUGUAUAUUAUGUUCUUAAAUUAAUCAUAUUUAAAAUUAAUUUUUAUAUUAUAUUUAUAUAGUGUUUUUAGUUUAGUAUCAUGUUUUUUUUUUGUUUAUGGUCUUUUAGACCACACAUCCAUGGUCUCCAUCCAUCACGAUAUAUACGCCAAUAUACGCCAAUCUUCACCUGGGUGUAAGUUUGCUACAUCUCUCUCGGCACAAUCCUCCCAUCAUGUUCAGGGUCUUCCCAAUGGUCUUUUCUCUCUUAGAUUCUCAUAUAGAACCUUCUUUAUCAUAGCUGCAGGUUUCCUCCACAUGUGACUUGCUCAUUUCAGUCUUUUUAUUUUUAUCUCUAUAUCCGGUUUGUUGUACAGGUCACAUAGUUCAUUAUUGUGCCUCUUGCGCCAUUCUCCCGUUUACCUACUGGUCAUGGCAGGGUCCAUAAAUCCUUAAUAUUUUUUUCUCAAUGUACCAAAAUAUUUGAAUUUUGAUACUUUUUUUAAAACUGUAAGAGGACCCUUCUUCUAUUUGCCUUUCAUCCUGUCUUCUUCUGAUUUCCAUAUAUUCUGUUUUCCCAUCAUUAAUUUGAAAUCUCACUUUUUUGCCAUUUCUAUAAGUCUUAUGCAUAAACUUUUCACUGUAUUUUUGUUUUUCCCUAGAAGUACUAUCUCUUCUGCAUACGCUAACAGACUUAUUAGUGUUCUAUACAAUUUUGUCCCUUCAUCUGGUGAUAUAUUCACUAUUCUAACUAUUUUUUCCAGAACCAAAUUAAAAAUAAUUGGGAAUAGUGUAUCAGUUUGCUGAAGACUUGUGUUCACCUGAACCUCCCUCUAUAAUACUUUACCAACCUUGACUUUUACCAUAGUUUUUUUUAAACUGGCUUUGAUUAGUCCUAUAAGUUUUUGUGGGAAAAGAAAAUGUUCUAAAAUUUUGAAAAUACAUUCCCUCUUAAUACUGUCAUAAGCCUUGAUCAAAUUCCCAAGUUUUCUGAAAUAGUUAUCUUAUAAUAAAUAUUUGGUCUAUUGUGGAUUUGUUUCCUCUGAAACCACUUUGAUAGUCCCCUAUAAUUUGUUUCGCAAAAGAUUUGACUCUAUCCAGAAUGCAAUAAGAUAGUAUUUUAUGUCACAUUCACUAUGGCUGUACUGCUAUAGUUGUUACAUUCCUUUUUAUGUAUAGGACAUAUUAAUGCCAUAUUCAAAUCUUCAGGGAUCUAUUCAGUAGUCCAUAUUUUUCUCAAUUAACUUGUGAACCAUCUCGACCAUUGUCUCGUCUCUACAUUUUAGAAUUUUGCCUUGAAAGCCAUCUUUGUCAGGCAAUUUAUGGUUUCUUAAUCUCUUAAUUUGUGACUUAAUUUCUUGUAAUGUAGAUUUUUCAUAACUGCAAUUAUUGAGCUAUCCUUGCAUUCAGUUAAAAUUUUCUUCAGGGUCUUCUUCAUUGAGCAAUGGUUCAAAAUAUUCUGCUCAUCUUUCUGCUAUUUCCAUCUUUGUUGUUAUCAGUUCUCCAUCUUUUUCUCUUAUAAAUCUUUCUUGCCCUUUAUAUCCCUUCCUCAUUUCAUUUAUCUUCUGGUAUAAUUGUCUACUUCUGUGUGCUUUGUGAUCUGAUUGUGCCUCUUCUAUCAUUUUAUUUAUAUAUUUCCUUUUCUCUCUUCUACAGAUAUGAUGUGCUUAUUUUCUUCUUGCAGUGUAUCUUUCUAUUGAGGUGGUUUGUUGUCUUUUAACCAUUUUAAUCUUGCCUCGUUUUUUCUUAUUAGAACUUUGGAAACUAUAUUAAACCAGGGUUUCAUUUUAGAUCACUUUUGUAUAAGUUAUAUAUAUAUACUUUAUUGUAUACAGUUUCAUUUGAUUUAUACGUUAGGGUGCUGAACAUAUAUUGUUUAGAUCAUAAAUUUGGUUACUAAUAUUUAUAGGUACAGAAUUUAUUAUUAAACUAGUAUAGAAUAAAUUGUAGACAUAAAAUUGUUUACUGAUUUCUUAUUAUAAAAUACUAGGAAUGUUAACAUUAAAGGAUCUAGUAGUGAUCAAUUUGUUCAGAAGAUAUUUGAAAUUUUAUUUUUAAAUUGAUAUAUGAGUAGAUGUACUUAUAAAUGCCAUUAUUUUAUAUUUAAAUGCUAAACAUGGGUUUCUUUUUAAAUAUAACUUAAUAUUUACAGUAUUUCUAAGUUUUACUUAUAGUUAGUUUAUAUUUUUAUUGAACACAUAACAACUAAUGGUUUAUUUUGUUAAAAAAUUUGGGAACGCGUUGUAUGCUAUCUACACAAACAUUGAUCACAUUGUAUGUUAUUUACUUAUCUACUUUUCUGACAAUAAAUGUGUCAGACAUUGACGGUGUGCUCUUAUGUUAUAGGUAUAGUUAUCUAUAUGAUACCAACUAAACCCGAUUUCUGGAUAAACUAGUUUAUCCUUUACACCAAAUGUGUUUAGCCUUUAAAACACCGGUAUCUAUACAUUAUGUAUAUAAAUUGUAUGGUUUAACCAGUAACCAAUAUAGAAUAUAAAAUUUACUCUAUUCGGGUUUUUUUUUUAGCGACAACAAGAAUUAAGUCAUUUUCAUACGCAAAAAAAAAAACCAAAGGGGAUACGCGAGUUCCAAAAUUUGAUUAAUUCAAUAUUCUCCCUCUUAAAUUCUUUUCGAACAGAUUCUAACCUCGUCCCCCUUUGAUCUUCAUUUUUUGAUUUUUCUGAAUCAGAUUAUCAAUCAAUCUUAUCUUGCUUUAUUCGGCUAACGACUUAAUGGUUGUCUUUCUAGACGCUAUUCACUAAUCAAUUCUCUCUUAUGUUCCCAAAAUUCCAAUUCGCAAAUUAUCUUACCCUGGCUAUUUCUCCCGCGAGCUCAAAGUCCUCAUAUCUAAAUAAAAUCACGAUCAUGCAAAGUAUAAAAGGCUCGCCUCCUUAUCUCAUUAUCGUUCCUUCUUUAUUAUUUAUGCACGCUAAAAAUUUCUUUCAAAAUAAUGCUUCCGGCGAUUUCUGUUCCCGUACUGAAUACCUUCCCUUAUAACCCCUGCUCUUUCUGGAGGUUUAUCCGUAAAACUCGUUCGUCUCCUCCCAUACAUCUUAAAGCCACUUACGCCGGUACAACAAGCUACUGUGUCUCUGAGGUUACUAACUUUCCUAAAUUCCGGAAAAAAUCCGGAACUAAAUUUCCUUUUAAAAACAUUGCUACCAUUAAAAGUUGGAGCAAAAUUGCUGGUUGAAAAUUUGUGCACAGAAAAAAGAAGAAUAUAUUUUAACUAAUACCUAUAUUUCUUAUAUUUUCCGGUUUUUCUUCAAAUUUGAUGAGAAAACUGAAAAAAUCGAAAAAUUACUUCUCUAAAGUACCUUCCCACGCCGAUUUUCUUUCAAAAAAUGUGCUAUACUUAAAAAUCCGAGUCCAGUCUUCUGGUAGAAAAGUGUUUACAGAUAGAAAAAAAAAAUAAACAACUUUGUAAAACCAUAAGCUUUUUCGCUCCACUAAGAAUUUAAAAUUCGGAAACUCUUUUAACGCCUUUUUACCUGAUAAAGAAGAGACACAGUCGUAUCUCGUGUCUUUAACGUUCUUCUGCAGUUUUUUUCGUUUAUGCAUAAGUAGUUUAUGGUUCCAUCUUUAUUUUUUCGAUGUUGACGGUAUUUAAAACCCAUCGUUAAUUAAAGUAUUUAUUUUUUGUCGUUUCGAACUUAUGUCGUAGGUAAACUAUUUAAACUCACUGAUGUUAAUUGGUUUAUAAUAUUUAGGCAACGAAAUAUAAGAUAAAUAAAUAGGUUUUAUGCUUUAUUUAACUUUAGCUAUGAAUACCUCCCAUACGAACAUGGGGGUUAUUUUUGUUUGUAUUAGUAAUAAAAUAAAGUGCGAUAACCAGCAGUCAGUCGUCCAAUUAGUUUGUGACCUGUAUCCUUGUACAUCGUGUACGCAAAUACGACUAUAAUUCGUUCGCAUGUACGCAAAUGAGACGAAAAUCACAGUGCACGCAAAUGAGACGUAUGCAUAUUCAUCGGAGCCACUAAUUUCUUUUAACUUGUACCUUCUUCCUCUUUACUUCGCGUCGUCACUUUCUCAUCUAUUGAAGUAUUCAAUACCCUUAAAUCUCUACGUGAUAAACUGUCGUGUGGCCCUAAUAGUAUCCAAGAUCACUUUAUCUUCCUUUUAUCAGACUCUCUUGCCUGGCCUCAAUCUCUCUUAUUCACUAAAUCCCCAAGUACUGGAAUUUUCCUCUCUAAUCUCAAACUCGGUUACGUCCCCUUAUAUUCAUAUAUCCGGCGGUCGAGAUGACAUCACCAAUUAUCGAGUAUCAACUAAUUACAAUUCUUCAUCACUUGUCUAAAAUUUUUAAAACUCUAGUUCUAAAUUCUAUCCCCCUUCUUUAAAUCAUAUUUUCAUCAAUGAACAUCACGGCUUCCGCCCCGGUCGCCUUACCACCACCUAUAAUCUUGUUCUAACGUUUUUCAUAUUUGACUCUUUCUACCGGAGCCAAAUAGACGUCAUCUACACUGAAUUUUCCAAUGUGUUUGAUCGCGUUGGUCACUCAAUGCCUAUUAAAACUUUAGACCUGCUCGGAGUCGGUGAACUUGUUCUCUCCUGGCUUCGCUCCUACCUUACACAUAGAAUUCAGUAUAUCAAUUUCCGAAACACUUUGUUAUUAUUCCUCAGGAGUUCCUCAAGGUGCCGUACUUUCUCCUCUUUUGUUAUCACUCUUUGUAAACCCAGUUUCUUCCGUACUUAAGCACUACAAGUUGCUAACUUUUUCUGAUGAUAUGGAACUAUAUCGUCGUAUAUCUCCCCUCACUUACUGUCACCUCUGGUAGUCUGAUUUCAACCAGUUGGUUGCUUGUGGUGAAUCUUUAGGUUCUUCAUCUCAUCAUUUCUAAAUGCUUAGUUAUGAUCUUUUUUCCCUCAUUCUGACCCCUUUAAAAUUAAUCUACCUCAUAUACAACCAAACAAUUGUAUCUUCCGUCUGUACGUUAUCAUUUUAUCUUGGUUUUACCUUAACUUCAACUCUUUGCCCCCUCCAACACAUUGAAACUUUUUGCUGUAAAGCCCUCAAGCUCCUGAGGUUCAUUAAGCUGUUCCUCUUAAGACUGCGCGAUUAUUUCGAUUAAUCGAUUAUUAUAAUCGAAUAUAACUGAAUAAUUGAUAAAAAAUCUUCCACUUUCUUAUACUCGAUUAAUUGAUUAUAAUUGAAAACUAUUAGAAUAAUCGAUUAUUGUGGAAAAAAUAAUAAUCGCGCAGCCCUAGGUUCUUUUCAACAAUUCUGUUUCCCUUCUUCUUUCAAAUCUCUCUUUUGCUUCCUUCCUAUCCUGGAAUACAGAUUUGUAUUUUGAGACCCUUCCACAUCUUGUGGCAGUAUGAUGAUUGGACGUGUCUAAUAUAAGUUUCUUGCUUUAGUUGCCUCCUGAUUCAAUUUUCUUCACCUUCUAUUACUGGAAUUACUAGUAGAGACUGUAUUAAACUUCUUUUUCUUCUCUAAUCUCAUUUGCGGUAAAAUUAAUUCUUCUUUAUUGUCAUAGCUUUCUUUUGAAAUUCCUUUCCGUCAUACCCAUUUUUCCCCGCCUUUCCUCACCCCCUUGUUGUCUAUUAGUUACUUUUUUUAAAUUUCCAAUUCCCCACCUCAUGCAUGUCGCCAACUUCAUGUAAAUUUAUAUAAAUUGUUUUUUUGGGCUUUUCCGUCUAAAUAAAAUUGCUAAAAACAAUAUAGUCACUGUAUUGCUUAUGUAUGUUAUCUUUCAAGCAAAACAAAAAUUGAGUUUACCCACUUUACAUCAUAUUUAUAACACUUGAAAAUUGUGUACUUUUUAACACCAACACUUUAGAUUUUAAUUAAAAAAACACAUUAAAUUUAAUACUUUAGUCUUUAUUAACCCUUUACUGGUAAUGUGUAGUAUCAGAUAACUUCUGAAAUCUGAUUUUGUAUGGCACAGUUAACAAGUUGAGAAAACACUAUAUUUACUCAAUUGACAGAUAUAGAUAUAAGUUAUUGAUUAUUAUCACAGUUUUAUUUUAAUAGAUCUAAUUUUCAUAAAAAUAAUAAAGCUCUAUUGUAUACUGCAUAUUUUUGAUUAAGGGUUAAUAUUGUAUAAUAUGAAAUAUAUAUUAUAUUUAUUUUAAUAUGUUAAGCACAUGUUACAUUUAUUUAAUAUUUAUUCUUUCAUUAAUACAAUAAAAAAAAAUUUAUUUUCAGGCCUCCAGAUCCAUUGGGUUUCCUGGCUGCAUUUUUGUUGAAAUAUAAAAAAGAACAUGUCGAUAAAGACUCAAUUUCAGAAACAUAA
Messenger RNA from Cinara cedri, 7831 nucleotides. The record is from the annotation of a GenBank genome assembly. NCBI's taxonomy places the organism in Eukaryota, Metazoa, Arthropoda, Insecta, Hemiptera, Aphididae.